Molecule: messenger RNA, 3779 nt
Organism: Vigna umbellata (rice bean)
Lineage: Eukaryota; Viridiplantae; Streptophyta; Magnoliopsida; Fabales; Fabaceae
Source: RefSeq, a predicted model, not a curated record
AACUGGAAUAUCACGAAACACAAGGCCAAAUGGAAAAUCAAAAUCUGGAGAAAUGGUAUCGCGAUCAUCGCAGGGUUAGUUUGGGCAUUGGAGAAAACAUUAACAUCUCUUCUGCGUCUUUCUCUCCCUUGACCCUCAAAUCCCAAAUUAUUCACUCUUACCCUUUUUUCUCCAAACCCUAACUUUCCUUUUCCAACCCAAUCCUCUCGUUCAAACUUCCCCAUUCGCAUGUGCAAUCCGCACACUUUCUCGGAUCUUCCAUAAAUUUUCGGGUAUUAUUCACCCUUUUCUGCUGCCAAUAGCUUCAAUCAAUGGCCAAGGGCACCGAUUCCGACGAGUUCGUGUUGCUUUCUAGGGUCCGGACUGGUCUCAAGAGGGAGUUCGCGUUCGCAAUGAAGGCCCAAUCUGAGAUCUGCGGCGCUUCUCUGGGCCGAACGCGGGCCAGCAAGAACCGGCCUGACCCUCCUGUUCAGACGGCAUCUGCCCGGAAACGGUCCAGGAAGACCGUCGAGCCGAAAACGUCGGAGGACGUCUUGAGCGAGGAAGAGGCUAAGAGCGACGUGGUGGAUCUUCAGAGCGAUGAUGAGCCGAAGAAUAAUCAUGCGGGAGAGUCAGAGUCUCCGGCAAUGUUGGUUUGUGAAGAGGAAACGAAGAGUGAUGUGGCCAUGGAAAAUAUUAUGGGCGAAGAGGAGCCGAAGGUGUUGGAAACUGUUAUCUGCGAAGAGGAGCCUAAGGUGUUGGAAACUGUUAUCUGCGAAGAGGAGCCUAAGGUGUUGGAAACUGUUAUCUGCGAAGAGGAGCCGAAGGUGUUGGAAACUGUUAUCAGCGAGGAGGAACCGAAGGCGUUAGAAAUUGUCGUGGGCGAAGAGGAACCGAAGGUGUUGGAUAGUGGUGUCAAUGAGGAUGAGCCUGUUGUGGCUGAGACGUUGAAGGAAGAGGUUGUGGAUGAGACGGCACAACCUCUUGGCGAAAUUAAUGAGGAAUCGGAGAAGGGUGUUUCGGGAGAUAAGGUUCCUGGUGGGGAAACCCUUGUUUUGGAGAAUGAUGAUGAUAAGGGGAAGAAGUAUACGAAGAGAACGAAAAAGUGGAUGGAGAGGCUUCCGACUGUGAGAAGGUUUACGCGGUCGGCAUUGAAGGAAAAACCCGAGGAAGCAAAUGACGAGAAAAAUGUUGGUGCGGUUGGAGUUGAUGAUGUUAUUAAGAGGGAAUCAGAAACUGAGGCUUCGGUGUUAAUGACCACUCCUAUUUCGGGAAGAUUUUCGAAUUCUAGGUUGAGGAAAUUUCCUUCCAAGUUGAAGGAUCUUCUGGCUACGGGCAUUCUUGACGGAUUGACAGUGAGGUACAUGAAAGGAUCAAAGGCUCGAAAGAAUGGAGAAACAGCGCUUCAAGGAAUGAUUCGAAACUCUGGGAUUCUGUGCUUUUGUGAGAGUUGCAUGGGGAUUGAGGUGGUCACGCCCACUGUGUUUGAGCUGCAUGCUGGCAGUGCAAAUAAACGUCCCCCGGAGUAUAUUUACAUGGAUUGUGGGAAUGGUGGAAAUAACCUCCGUGAUGUCAUGAAUGCCUGCUGCGAUUUGCCAUUGGAGUCAGUGGAGGAAGCCGUCCAAAAACUACUUGGUGGCUUCACUAUGAACAAAUCUUCGAUCUGUUUACACUGCCGAGGAGCAUGCAAGGGUGUGUCAAAGCUCGUAUGCGAUUGUUGCUUAGCAAGUCCCCCUCAAAUAGCCACAGCAUGUAGCAAAAAGAUUUCAUCACCGGUUCAACCAAGAUCACCAGAGCAAGUAAUGGUUCAAAAAUCAUUAGACAAUGAGAUGCAGCCAAAUUCAUUAGACAAUGGCGUGCAGCCAGACUCGCUAAAUAAUUGCUUGGCGCCAAACUCAUUAACCAAUGAGAUGAAGCCAAAUUUGUUACAUAGUGGGAUGAAGCUUAAUUCAUCAAACAGUGUGAUGAAGCCAAAUUCAUUAAAGAAUGGGAUGAAGCACAGUGCAUCUCGUGGUAAGAGUCAGGGAAGACUAACUAGGAAGGAUCUGCGCUUGCAUAAGUUGGUAUUUGAAGCAGAUGUUUUGCCUGAUGGAACUGAAGUAGCCUACUAUGCUCAUGGAGAGAAACUGUUGGUUGGUUACAAAAAGGGAUAUGCGAUAUUUUGUACCUGCUGCAACAGUGAGGUCAGUGCUUCUCAGUUUGAAGCUCAUGCUGGUUGGGCAUCUCGACGAAAGCCUUACCUGCACAUUUACACAUCUAAUGGAAUCUCACUCCAUGAGUUGUCCAUCUCUUUAUCAAAAGACCGGAGAUUUUCCAACAAUGAUAAUGAUGAUCUCUGCAUCAUAUGUGAAGAUGGAGGGGAUCUUUUGUGUUGUGAUGGAUGCCCUAGAGCUUUUCACAUAGACUGUGUCCCUUUGCCAUGCAUUCCCAGUGGUACUUGGUAUUGUAAGUAUUGCCAGAAUGUUUUUCAGAAAGAUAGGCAGGGGCAACAUAAUGUGAAUGCUCUGGCAGCUGGAAGGAUUGAAGGUACUGAUAUUUUGGAACAGAUGAACCCAAGAUGUAUUCGUGUUGUCAGAACUGUAGAAGUUGACCAUGGUGGAUGUGCCUUGUGCAGUCGUCACAAUUUCAGUAAAAGCUUUGGUCCUCGGACAGUAAUUAUUUGUGAUCAGUGUGAGAAAGAAUAUCAUGUUGGAUGCUUGAAGGAUCAUAAUAUGCAGAACCUUGAGGAAUUGCCUGAGGGGAAUUGGUUUUGUGGCACAUCUUGCAAUCAAAUUCAUUCUGCUCUGGCGGAUUUGGCAGCUUGUGGGGAAAAGAGUUUCCCAGAUUCCCUUCUAAGUUUGAUUAAAAAGAAGCAUGAAGAGAAAAGUGUAGACAUUCAAGGUGACCUUGAUGUUAAAUGGAGGGUUAUAAAUUGGAAGCUUGAUGAUUCUGUCGAGAAUAGGAAAAGGCUUUCAAAGGCUGUUGCUAUCUUCCAUGAAAGGUUUGAUCCUAUAGUUGAUUCAACAUCGGGCCGAGAUUUCAUUCCGACAAUGUUGUUUGGAAGGAACAUUCGGGGUCAAGACUUUAGUGGGAUGUACUGUGCAGUGCUUACUGUCAAUGGAGAUAUUGUGUGCGCUGGAGUAUUUCGUGUCUUUGGGUCAGAAAUUGCUGAGCUUCCAUUGGUGGCAACAACUUCUGAUCAACAAGGACAGGGUUAUUUUCAGUGUCUAUUUUCUUGUAUCGAGACAUUACUUGGUUCUUUGAAUGUGAAAAACCUUGUCCUACCAGCUGCCGAUGAAGCUGAAUCGAUAUGGACCGGUAAAUUUGGGUUUACAAAGCUAGCUCAAGAUGAGAUAAACAAGUAUAAGAAAUUUUAUCGCAUGAUGAUAUUUCAAGGGACGUCGGUGUUACAUAAGCCUGUUCCUGCGCUCUGAAUUUUGUGUAAAGUUUUUGGUGGAACAAUAUGCUGUAGACUUUUUUCUUGGUUGCUUUGCUGGCUGCAGAUCAAACGAUUAGUAUGUACAGGGAUCUGCCUUUUUUGGUGUACAGAAAUACUGACAACCACCUCUAGCUGUUAUAAUUUGUUUUCGUAGCAAAGGAAUGAAAGGAGGUUAGAGUUGAAAAUAGAGGAAGCUAGGUCAAGGGAUUUUGUGAAACUAGCCAAAAUUUUGGUUUAUGUUAUAAAAUUCAUUUAUUACUGGCCACACUGGUUUUAACCUCCUUUUUUUUUUAAUUAGUCAAGUUAUUUUGCUUUCUGCCAUGUAUCUUUCAGUCGGAGAUGUAUUUCCCGGUAUCAUUAAUGUAAAAUCCCUCAGUUGGUU